UCCAUGGAAGCCAUUCUGAAGCUCUUUGGAGAAUACUUCUUCAAGUUCUGUAAGAUGUCUGGCUAUGACAGGAUGCUGCGGACACUGGGAGGAAAUCUCACAGAGUUUAUUGAAAACCUAGAUGCCCUCCACAGUUACCUGGCAUUGUCUUAUCAGGAAAUGAACGCACCAUCCUUUCGCGUAGAGGGAGGAGCUGACGGGGCAAUGCUUCUCCAUUACUACUCGGACAGAAGCGGCCUGUGCCACAUUGUACCAGGUAUCAUUGAAGCUGUGGCCAAGGACUUUUUUGACACUGAUGUGGCCAUGAGUAUCCUUGACAUGAAUGAAGAGGUGGAGAGGACAGGGAAAAAAGAACACGUCGUGUUUCUGGUUGUGCAGAAGGCUCGCAGACAGAUGAGAAGGACAAAGGCAAACAGGCCACUGGACACUAAGGACAUUCAGACAGAUGAAGAGGCUCUCAAGACAACGCUCCUUAGGAUGAAGGAGCAAGACUUGAGCAGCUCUGUUUGCCCUGGGGGGAAAUCUCACUGGGAUGUGAGGGCAUCAGUUAUGUUUGGGAAAGGGCCCCUCAGGAACACAUUCCAGCCUGUCUAUCCAGAGAGACUAUGGGUUCAAGAGGAGGUGUUCUGCAAUGCAUUUCCUUUCCACCUUGUUUUUGAUGAAACACUAAGGGUCAAGCAAGCUGGAGUGAAUAUUCAGAAGUAUGUCCCCGGACUCCUAACCCAGAAGUUUGGCAUGAAUGAGUAUUUCUCCAUUGUCCACCCUCAAGUUACCUUCAGCAUCUCCAGCAUCUGCAAGUUCAUUAACAGUCAAUUUGUCUUGAAGACACGGAGAGAAAUGAUGCCUAAAGCAUGGAAGAGCCAGCCAACACUCAAGCUCCGAGGCCAGAUGAUCUGGAUGGACUCUCUGCAGUGCAUGAUCUUCAUGUGUUCUCCAAAGCUCCGCAGCCUGCAAGAGCUGGAAGAGAGCAAGCUGCAUCUUUCUGACAUCGCUCCCCACGAUACCACCAGGGAUCUCAUCCUCCUCAACCAGCAGAGGCUGGCAGAGAUGGAGCUGUCCCGCCAGCUGGAGAUGAAGAAGGAGGAGUUGCGCAUCCUCUCCAAGCACCUGGCCAUCGAAAAGAAGAAGACAGAGACUUUGCUGUAUGCCAUGCUGCCUGAACACGUGGCCAACCAGCUCAAGGAGGGCAAAAAGGUGGCUGCAGGAGAAUUUGAAACGUGUACAAUCCUUUUCAGUGAUGUGGUGACAUUUACCAACAUCUGUGCCGCCUGUGAACCUAUCCAAAUAGUGAAUAUGCUCAAUGCCAUGUACUCCAAGUUUGACAGGCUAACCAAUGUUCACGAGGUCUACAAAGUGGAAACAAUAGGUGACGCUUACAUGGUGGUAGGCGGAAUACCAGUGCCUGUUGAGAGCCAUGCCCAGAGAGUUGCUAAUUUUGCCUUGGGGAUGAGAAUUUCUGCAGAAGAAGUGAUGAAUCCUGUCACUGGAGAGCCCAUCCAGAUUAGAGUGGGAAUCCACACUGGACCAGUCUUAGCAGGAGUUGUGGGAGACAAGAUGCCCCGGUACUGCCUGUUUGGUGACACUGUAAACACAGCCUCAAGGAUGGAAAGUCACGGGCUUCCCGACAAAGUACAUCUGAGCCCCACAGCCUACAGAGCCCUGGAAAACAAAGGAUUUGAAAUUGUCAAGAGAGGUGAGAUUGAAGUGAAAGGGAAAGGAAAAAUGACCACAUACUUUCUGAUCCAGAACCUGAAUGCCACCAAGGAUGAAAUCAUGGGACGAUCUACAGCUCUCACCCAUCAGAAGGUUUCUGAUGAAGCCACACCUGCUGGGAGCCCUGUGGCAGGACAAGACUCCACGGAUGUCAUCAAUGGCCAGCCAUCACCAGAUCCAACCAAGACAAGUUUCCAUGCUAGUGACCCUGUACCAUCUGUCUUCUGUGUUGUAUUGUAAUCAAGAGAAAAAGUGAACCCAUGGGAUUCAUUUCUUUUAAUCAAUGGCAGCAAGGACAGUUAACUUAGGAUAAUUUGGAAGUUCAAAUUGUUUUCAAUUGCAUAUCUUUUUCAGCAUCCCUUUGAGAAUAAAAGGAUAGAA
Messenger RNA from Cricetulus griseus (Chinese hamster), 2094 nucleotides. Lineage: Eukaryota; Metazoa; Chordata; Mammalia; Rodentia; Cricetidae. The record is from RefSeq and is a predicted model, not a curated record.